AUGGUUAGCUUUGCAUCGACUCUCGUUCUUGCCUCGACCCUCAUGUGCUCCCUGGUCAGCACUGCGCCUAUCGCUGCCGUUGACGGCCUCGCUCUGCGCAACUACCAGGAGUACAACACGGCCCGCUACCACCCUGCUCCCGUGACUGUGACUAAGUAUGUCACCGUCGACAACUGUGCCCCCACCGCCUACCAGACCUCGCCUGCCCCCGCGACUAGCAUCUACGCAACCUCGCCUGCCGCCCCGUCCCCUGUCUACACUGACAGCGGUGACUCCAGCUCUCCCUCGACCUCGUUCUCCAGCAGCGGCUGGCACAACGAGAUGCUCAAGCAGGUCAACGCUGUGCGUGCCAGGAACGGCAAGGGACCGCUUGCGAUUGACGAGAGACUGAACACCAUGGCGCAGAAGCACUCGGACUACCAGAACUCGGUCAGCCAGAUGACUCACGACGACUCGGCUGGAUCUCUGGGCCAGCGCUGCAGUGCUGUUGGCAUCACCUGGACUGGCGUCGCUGAGAACGUUGCCUGGAACUACCCGGACGUCACUGCUGUCAUGAACGGAUGGAUCGACAGCCCGGGCCACUUCAGGAACCUCAUUGGCGACUAUACCCUGGUUGGUUUCGGAUACAACAAUGGUUAUGCUACGCAGGACUUUGCCUGCACAUAAGCCAUGCUGGUCAUGUUUUAUGAUGGCACCGCUCCUCUUUAAAUAUGCACAAACCAUUUGAUCAUGAUAAAUAUAUAGCUUUUUGCCC
Messenger RNA from Linderina pennispora, 754 nucleotides. RefSeq names its product SCP-domain-containing protein. The coding region runs from base 1 to 666 and encodes 221 amino acids. NCBI's taxonomy places the organism in Eukaryota, Fungi, Kickxellomycota, Kickxellomycetes, Kickxellales, Kickxellaceae. The transcript has a single exon. The record is from RefSeq and is a predicted model, not a curated record.